AUGUAUCCCAUUCAUACCUCAGCAGCCAUCGCACUGGCCCUUCUCAACAACGCUCUCGCAGCACCUCAUCAAGCCCGUCAAGAGCCAUCCCUCGUGCUCGCGGAUACCUUCACCCUCGUCGCCAAGGCCUACGGCUCGAAUCCCAAUCCCUCUUCCCUCCCCAACAUCAACAACUGGAUUGCCCAACCCGUCCACGUCGGCGCAGGCAAAAACCUGUUCGUGCUGACCGACCCAUCGACGACUUAUUUAGACCUUGCUCAACCCGGUCUCUUCCGCAACGGAAGCGACUGCUGCGAAGCCGGACACCAGAUGCAUGUCACAGCUGGUCUCGUGGCUCCGAACGAGGCGCCGUACUCGAUGGUGUUCGCGACCACACACCAGGACGGAUCGAGCAAUCCGGGGGCGCAGGCGGGAUUUGUAGAGCUGAAUAUUGGCGUGGGCUCGAGUGGGAUUGAUCUAAGGGGCGGGCGGUUGGACGUCACCUACGCCUUUGACCGCUUCUAUGCGUGUCCGGAUAUUGUCGUCGAAGGGAGCAGGGGCAUUGCGGUUGGUGUGACCAAUAGAUAUGCAAGCCCGAUCCCUGGGUGCUGGCCCAUCGUGCUUUACGCCCAGUGCGCUGGGGACAUAUCGCCGGAGAAUGUAGCGGCGUUCCCUGAUUUCCGGCAGGCGAGCUGCUACGCGGAUGCUGCUUCGGCGCCCGGUCCGACGCUGGAUCCGCAGGGUCAUGUCUCUCAGCCCUCCCACCAAGCCAAAAGCAUCUGCUUAAUCCUAUCGGAAGCCCUUUUUACUUUCGCAACCAUCCCACCACACUUAGAAGCCCAGCCUCCUUUAGCAUUCAGCUCUGAUCCAUCAACUCAUAUCGCCUUAUGCUCAAGUCUAAUCAUGCUUGGCUCUCUCUUGAUCGCUUUUAAAAUCGAUAAAUGUAUUAACAAUACUCUGCUCCGAGAGGGGACGCUAUGGGAGUCUGAGCUCGGACCACUAAGCCAAGACUUGCAGCCUCGCAGCUCAGCUUCAACUUUCGCGACCAAAAGAAUCACGACUCAACUCGAAGAACAACGCACCCUAAUUCAAGCGCAUUCUCAAGACCACAUUCCCAGAUACGCCAUGUCCAAACGAACAGCCACGGAAACCCUCGAGGAUAUUGCCGGCACUGAUUCGCCCUCCUUGAAGAAAUCCCGGGUUGGCAAUUUCCACGAGCAGCACAACGGCUCCGAGCUGCCAAUUCAGCAGCGAUUCGAACAACAUACACUCUCCGAGAUCCCUCCACCGCCUCCGCCCGCGCACGACGAAGAAGAAGGAGAAGAUGAAGGAGAAGAUGAAGAGGAAGAGGAUCUGGAUAGAAGGAAAGCUCCGGUGCGACAGGAAGCGCCGAUGGAGGGUUUCGACGAUCUAUACCUCGAUACGAUCAACAGAGGGGUACUGGACUUCGAUUUCGAGAAGCUAUGCUCCAUCUCCCUGAGCAAUAUCAAUGUCUACGCGUGCCUUGUCUGCGGCAAAUACUACCAGGGGCGGGGACCGAAAUCCCACGCGUAUUUCCAUGCGCUGGAAGUCGGGCAUCAUGUGUACAUCAACAUGCAGACGCAAAAGGUGUACGUGCUGCCUGAGGGCUACGAGGUCAAGAACAAGAGUCUGGAUGACAUCAAAUUCGUCUCGGAUCCGCGGUAUUCGAAGGAGGAGGUUAUGAGUUUGGAUAGGCCGGGAGCGAAGGACAAGGCUUGGGCACUGGGUGGGAAGGAGUACAGUCCUGGAUUCGUGGGCAUGAAUAAUAUCAAGGAGAACGACUAUUUCAAUGUAGUCGUGCAGGCGCUGUCUCACGUCCCUCCGCUACGUAACUACCUGCUCUUGGAGGAUUUCAGCAAGGCUCCGGAACUGGUCAAGAGGCUAUCGAUUCUAGUGCGCAAGAUUUGGAACCCGAGAGCGUUCAAGAGCCAUGUCUCACCGCACGAACUGCUACAGGAAAUCUCGCUAAAGAGCAACAAGAAGUUCACCCUGACGACGCAAUCGGACCCGGUGGACUUCCUCUCCUGGUUCCUCAACAACCUUCAUUUGGCUCUUGGGGGCAGCAAGACGAAACCCGGUAGCAGUAUGGUCCAGCGCGUCUUCCAAGGAAAGCUCAAAGUCGAGUCCCAAGCCAUCACCGCGAAAGCCGAUGCUGGCGACCGACUGCGCUUUGAAGAAGCGGCAUCUGUACAAACCGAUGUCAAUCGCUUCAUGUUCCUGACUCUCGACCUUCCCGCGGCGCCCCUCUUCCAAGACGAGCUCGACGCAAACAUCAUCCCACAGGUCCCCUUGACGUCUAUAUUGAGCAAGUACGAUGGCCGGCAAGCGCAAGAACACCUCAACAUGCGCAAACGCUACCGCCUCCUGCAUCCCCUCCCGCCCUUCCUCCUCUUCCACGUCAAGCGCUUCUCCAAGAACAAGUUCGUCGAGGAGCGCAACCCCACCAUUGUCACCUUCGACGCGCGCAACCUCGACCUGUCGCCCUACGUGGAGCCGGAUCCCAAGGUGCACGCGAUGGGCGAGCCGAUCUGGUACGACCUCGUGGCGAACAUUGUGCACGAGGCGGUGCGGGGGAAGGAGGACGUCGAGGGGGCGGCGGGCGGCGAGGUGGGCCGGAGCUGGAAGUGCCAGCUGCUGGACAAGGCGCGGGGCGGAUGGAGCGAGAUGCAGGAUCUGUUUGUCAAGGAGGCGCCGAAGGAGCUGUUGUACUUGGGAGAGAGCUACCUGCAGGUUUGGGAGCGGAGGAGGGACGGGAAAGGGAAAGGGAGGGUUAAUGGUAAGAAGUGA
Drepanopeziza brunnea f. sp. 'multigermtubi' MB_m1 is the source of this 2787-nucleotide messenger RNA. RefSeq lists its product as uncharacterized. The record is from RefSeq and is a predicted model, not a curated record. NCBI's taxonomy places the organism in Eukaryota, Fungi, Ascomycota, Leotiomycetes, Helotiales, Drepanopezizaceae.